Molecule: messenger RNA, 1190 nt
Organism: Castor canadensis (American beaver)
Lineage: Eukaryota; Metazoa; Chordata; Mammalia; Rodentia; Castoridae
Source: RefSeq, a predicted model, not a curated record
GGCGGAGUGACUCGGCGGCCAUUAGCUGUGUGUAGUUGCCCGGGACUAGGAGCUUAAGUGAAGAGGGAAGGCUUAUUCGGUGGAAAUCAACCAUGGCUAUGGGCUCCUGCCGGGGAUAGUCCUGGAGUACGGAGCAGGCGGGCUUUUCGGUGCCCCGCCCCGCCCAGUGGCGGGGCCUACUAGGCCUUCGGGCAUCCCCGGUCUCAAGUAGGCCUCUUCUGCCGGCAAGGGCGCUGCAAAGGCGGGAGUCACCAUGUCGCUGGUUGCUUACGCUAGCAGCGAUGAGAGUGAGCCGGAGGAGGCCGAACCGGAGGAAGAGGAGGCGGCGGCCCCUACGUCUGGGCCCACUUUAGGGGGCUUGUUCGCUUCUCUCCCCGCGCCCAAGGGUCCGGCCUUGCUGCCCCCGCCCCCCCAGAUGCUGGCCCCAGCCUUUCCCCCGCCGCUGUUGCUGCCCCCACCCGCAGGAGACCCCAGGCUUCAGCCCCCGCCCCCCUUGCCCUUCGGCCUGGGAGGCUUCCCCCCACCUCCAGGCGUCAGCCCGGCUGAAGCGGCGGGAGUUGGGGAGGGGAUGGGCCUGGGGCUGCCGUCGCCCCGGGGUCCUGGUCUCAGUCUGCCCCCCCCUAUCGGCGGUGCCGGGCCCCCCCUGGGGCUUCCCAAGCCAAAGAAGAGGACGGAGCCGGUGAAGAUCGCGGCGCCGGAGCUGCAUAAGGGGGAUCAUCGUCACCUCAGGCUGGCUUUUCCCUGAGAACAAGAUGAAAUCUGGCACCUGAAGAAAUGACAGGGGACAGGACUCCCGAGCCUUGCUGAACACCCAGUACCAACCUUUACUUCUGAACUCAGUAGCAUCAACCCUGGAGGGAAAGGAUGGGACUCCCGGACCCUGUUUUUAAGGGGAGGUAGGGAAGAAAUCGAGUAUUUAUUGAUUUCGGAUCAUUUGCCAGGCCCUGGCCCUCUCCUUCACUUCUCUCAGAUACCUAGGAGAUCACAGUGUGUUUUACAGAUGAGAACCAGGAGUCUGGCAUGUAAGAUCCGACCUGGUAAAGGCAGAGGGAAGAUUAAGAGCCGGGUCUACCUGAACCUCAGAUCUGUGCCUCAGUUCUAGGUAUUGUCAAGCUGGGUGAGUUAGGAUAUGCUUAGGUACUAUUUUUACAGGAGGCCGUCAAACUUCUGUCAAAGGCGUCUUCCGGAGC